AGAUAUAUAACUACUUAAUGUAUGAUUUUACUAUUCCACAUGUUGGGAAAAAUUCAGCAAUUAUGGUUACUAUGGGCAAUUUUAAGUUUAUUUGAUUAUCAGUGUCAUGCUAAAGAUCAAAUUAAUGCAUCAAUCCAAAAAAAUCAAUACUUUCAUAAUACAUUCGAUAAAAAAUAUGAAGAUUUUGUCAAUUCCCUGAAUCAUUUAAUCGCUAACAAUGUAUACAAUAACUUAAAUCUGCCUGCAAAAGAAUCCACAUGUUCAAAGGAUCUUCGACAUCUUAUCAAUGGAAUAUUGCAAAGAAAGAUUUGGGCAUUACAAUGGUUAGAUGCUUCAGUCCAUCCACCACCAGGAAUCACGGGAGGUGCAAUGCAUUGGAUGGGAAGUUAUGAUGUCUGUUUUGAAUGUAAAGGAUAUAAUUCAUCUGGUGAGGAACAAUUUCAUGGUUCAUAUUGUACAAUGGUGUUCUAUUUGAAUAUCUCUGUACCAGUGAUUCCGGAGUUAAGUGCAACAAUUGGAUUAUGUAUGCCUAAUUCGUGUACUAGUGAAGAGGUUAGAAAUAUUGUCAAUGCAAGUAAGGGUGGAUUUAAAUUAUUGAUUAAUUUAUAUGUACACCAGCAUCAUACUUAUUCUUUGCUGAAAUGCUUCAAAAUGAAAGCUUCUGUCAUCGACCUGUUUCAGAAGUUAAUAAAGAUGCAUGGUAUUACAUAGCUGUAUCAAUAUGUUCAAUACUAACAAUAUUUGUUAUAACCGGAACAAUCACAGAUUUAUAUUUAUACAUUAAAUGGUAUCAAGAGAAACAAUCUAUUAGAGAUUACACAAGACUGAAUCAUACUCAUGAGUCAAAUUUAAAUGAAAAUUCAAACGUUAAUGAAGAGCACAGUCAACAUUUCAUAGAAUCAGAUAGUAGCAGAAUUGUACACCAUGAAAAUCAAAUUAGAUCUGGUGAAAAAGAUCCUGAGUCUUUUAUGGAAUAUCGAAAAUAUAUACUACAAAGCUAUCCUCUGUUUCAUAUUGUUUGUGCUUUUUCCCUACCUAUAAAUUCUGUCAAAUUAUGUGAAAAAAGAAUUCAAGAAAGCACUGAAGUGUUUGAUGAAAGAAGAAAGAAGAUUUCUUUAGAAUUUCUUGAUGGGAUAAGAGUUUUAUCAAUGAUAUGGAUUAUUACAGGACAUAUUCUAUUACAUGGUUAUAAGUUAACAAAUAAUUUGAAAUCACUAGCCGAAGCAUUUCAACAUGUAUGGAUAUUUGGCUUAUACUUCAAUGCACAUUUGGCACCAGAUGUAUACUUCUUCAUAUCUGGAUUACUUAUGUGUUAUAUGUGCUUGCAAAGGCUGAAAAAUGUAGUUGGCGUUAAAAAGCGAAUAAAAUUCUGGUCAAUGAUGGUGUUACAUCGAUUUGUCAGAUUAACUCCAGCGUACCUAUUAGUCAUCAUUAUCUUUACCGGCUUAUUAAUUCAUGUAUACGACGGGCCAUUCUUCCCUCAAGAUUUGAAUACAACUGUAAUGGCAAAUUGUCGAAAAAACUGGUAUAUUUUAUAUUUGAAUAAUUUGAUUAACUUUGAAUCCAUGUGUUUAAACUGGUCGUGGUAUAUUGCAAACGAUAUACAAUUCACAAUUAUUCUGGCACCAAUCUUCAUCACCUUGAUCAUGUGGAGACGACUGGCAGGAAUUAUACUGGCAUUGUCACUAAUUUUAUCUUCCUCAGUGCUCACUUAUUGUAUUGCAUAUGAUAAUUCAUACGGUGUUAUGCAAAUACCAAAAGAUGAAAUCUAUAUAAGACCAUAUGCUCGGUGUGGAACUUACACUAUUGGAUUACUAACCGGUUGGUUGUUAUAUGAUUAUCCUAGAAUAAGAAUUCGGAAAGUGUUGAAACAUCAAAUUCUUAUUGGUUCAUCCAGUCUCCUGGUGAUAGCAUGUCUCUGUAUCUUACCGAUAUUUGGUUCUUACGGUGUACUGAGUGGAUUACUGCCUGAUAUGCCACGAAGGACAGCAGCUUUCUAUUUAGCCUCAGAACGUGUAUCAUUCGGUUUUGGUUUAGCUAUAUUAGUUUAUCUAUGUGCAAUAGGAUGGGCAAGGCCAAUCUACAAAUGUUUUGCAUGGUCUGCUUUUCGUGUACCAGCUCGCCUUACUUAUUGUGCCUAUCUGAUACAUCCUGUCAUUGUUACUAUUUUUAUUGACGGCACUCAGUCUCCAUUCAUUAUCGAUCAGUUGAAAACCGUUCAGUUGACAGCUUCAAUAACAGUAUUCAGCUAUUUCAUGGCCUAUAUUAUAUCAAUGAUGGUUGAAUAUCCUUCAGCUGCAAUAGAAAACUAUCUACGAGGUUGA
Molecule: messenger RNA, 2324 nt
Organism: Trichobilharzia szidati
Lineage: Eukaryota; Metazoa; Platyhelminthes; Trematoda; Strigeidida; Schistosomatidae
Source: the annotation of a GenBank genome assembly